Messenger RNA from Oncorhynchus mykiss (rainbow trout), 7084 nucleotides. Its product is annotated as protein jagged-1b. Gene Ontology annotation, biological process: Notch signaling pathway; multicellular organism development; cell communication. Gene Ontology annotation, molecular function: Notch binding; calcium ion binding. The record is from RefSeq and is a predicted model, not a curated record. Gene Ontology annotation, cellular component: membrane. Lineage: Eukaryota; Metazoa; Chordata; Actinopteri; Salmoniformes; Salmonidae.
UAGCCAGUCACUUUCUGUGUAGUUCGGACAAGCUUUCAGAUCAACUGUGGACAGACAGAGUAAAUCAACCUGCAUGCUUUUUUUCUGCAGAUAACUAAAUGGAUAGCAAAGGAAUAUAAAGAUACGAACUAACUAGAAGACCCUGAGCAGACAGAGGAAAGGAAAAAGGAAGCGUUUUUAUUUAAAAAAAAUCUGUGUUGCAAAACUGUGUCUUGUUGGAGAAAGUCUUGUUCUCUACUCCGUGCAUGUUUUGCAUUGGAGAAGUGCAUUGGUGCUUUUAAUCGGCCAGACGCGGUCUAGUUUCCAAGCGGAGCUGCAAGACAACACCAGAGACAUGGUUUUGAGACUGGGCUCGGUUGUUGGCGUUGCUGCUUUUUGUUUACAUGCGUUGUUGUUGUGGUUUUAUGCAAAGGUGGUGGAGGGAACCGGUCAGUUCGAGUUGGACAUCUUAUCGAUGAACAACCGGAACGGCGAGCUUCUUAACGGGCAGUGUUGUGACGGUUCACGGAUCACCGGGGAUCGGAAAUGCAGGAUGGAUGAGUGUGAUACGUAUUUUAAAGUGUGUUUGAAGGAAUACCAGUCGCGGGUCUCGGCUGCGGGACCGUGCAGUUUCGGGUCCGGAUCUACGCCUGUCCUGGGAGGAAAUGUGUUUUCUUUGAAGAGCUCUGCGAGGAAUGAACGAUCCAGGAUUGUUUUGCCGUUCAGUUUUGCCUGGCCAAGGUCAUACACGUUGAUAGUGGAAGCCUUGGACGCUAAUAACGACACGAGUGGUGGUGAUGGUCAGGUGAUUGAGAAGGCAUCCCACUCUGGGAUGAUCAACCCCAGCCAUCAGUGGCAGAAGCUCAGCCACAACGGUCCUAUUGGUCAGUUUGACUAUCAGAUCCGGGUCAGCUGUGACGAGCACUACUAUGGCUUCGGAUGCAACAAGUUUUGCCGACCCCGAGACGAGUUCUUCGGGCACUACACCUGCGACUACAACGGGAAUAAGACCUGUCUGGAGGGCUGGUCUGGACUAGAAUGUAACACACCUAUCUGUCGGCAGGGCUGCAGUACAGAACAUGGACACUGCAAAGAGCCAGAUGACUGCAAGUGUCUGUAUGGCUGGCAGGGGCAGUACUGUGACCAGUGUAAUCCUCACCCUGGCUGUAUCUAUGGGACCUGUGUUGAACCAUGGCAGUGUCUGUGUGAUACCAACUGGGGAGGACAUCUCUGUGACAAAGAUCUGAACUUCUGUGGGACCAAACAGCCCUGUCUGAACGGGGGAACCUGCAGCAACACGGGACCUGACAAAUACCAGUGUUCCUGUGUUGAGGGCUACUCUGGAGUCAACUGUGAGAGGGCAGAGCAUGCGUGUCUGUCCAACCCCUGCUCUAAUGGAGGGAGCUGUGUCGAGACCAGUCAGGGUUAUGGGUGUGUAUGUGGAGCGGGUUGGAGCGGACCCUCCUGUAGCAUCAAUGUUGAUGAGUGCUCUCCUAACCCCUGUAACCACGGUGGGACCUGUCAGGAUCUGGUUCAUGGUUAUAAGUGUCACUGUCCUCCUCAGUGGACCGGCAAGACCUGUCGCAUAGAUGCCAACGAAUGCGACAGCAAGCCCUGUGUCAACGCCAACUCCUGCCGCAACCUGAUUGGUGGAUACUUCUGCGAGUGUGACGCUGGUUGGACAGGGCUGAACUGUGACAUCAAUCUCAACGACUGUAAAGACCAGUGCCACCACGGAGGAAUCUGCAUGGACUUGGUGAACGGGUACCGCUGUGUGUGUCCUGCGGGUUACUCUGGAGACCACUGUGAGAGAGAUGUGGAUGAGUGUGCCGGCGCUCCCUGUCUGAACGGCGGGCGAUGCCAAGACCAGGUCAACGGAUUCACCUGCCUCUGUCUGGCCGGGUUCUCUGGACAUUUCUGCCAAUUGGAUAUAGACUACUGCUUCGCCAACCCUUGUCAGAACGGGGCUCUAUGCUUCAACGUGGCUAAAGACUACUACUGUGGCUGUUCAGAAGACUACGAGGGAAAAAACUGCUCUCACCUCAAAGACCACUGUCACACCACCACGUGCAAAGUGAUUGACAGCUGCACGGUUGCCGUGGGAUCCAACAGUACCCCUGGAGGGGAGCGGUACAUCUCCUCCAACGUGUGUGGGCCUCACGGACGCUGUCGGAGCCAGGCUGGAGGACAGUUCAGCUGUGACUGUCAGGAGGGCUUCAGAGGCACAUACUGUCACGAGAAUAUUAAUGAUUGUGAGAGCAGCCCGUGUGGUACUGGAGGAACCUGUAUAGAUAAAGUCAGUGUGUACCAGUGUAUCUGUGGAGACGGCUGGGAGGGGGACCACUGUGAGAUCAAUAUAGAUGACUGCAGCACUAGUCCAUGUCAUAACGGAGGAACAUGUCGAGACCUGGUGACUGAUUUCUUCUGUGAGUGUAUGAACGGCUGGAAGGGGAAGACCUGCCACUCCCGUGAGAGCCAGUGUGACGAGGUUACCUGUAACAACGGAGGGACAUGUCAUGAUGAGGGAGACACCUUCCAGUGCAAGUGUUCCCCUGGAUGGGAGGGGGCUACCUGUAAUAUAGCUAAGAACAGCAGCUGUCUUCCUAACCCCUGUCAGUACGGGGGAACCUGUGUGACCAGCGGGGACUCCUUCACCUGCGUCUGCAAGGAGGGCUGGGAGGGAGACACCUGUAAACAGAAUACCAACGACUGUAAUCCCCACCCAUGUUAUAACAGUGGGACCUGUGUGGAUGGUGAUAACUGGUAUCGAUGUGAGUGCACUCCAGGGUUCGCUGGGCCAGACUGCAGGAUCAAUAUCAACGAAUGCCAGUCCUCGCCGUGUGUGUUUGGUGCUACCUGUGUUGAUGAAAUCAAUGGCUUCCACUGCCUGUGUCCCCAAGACCGAUCAGGACCACGUUGUCAGGACGUGACAGGGAGACCGUGCGCAGGGAACAGUCGUGUCACCCCUGAUUUAGCCAAGUGGGAUGAGGACUGCAACACAUGCCAGUGCUUUAAUGGGAAGGUUGUCUGUACUCGAAUGUGGUGUGGUCUUAGGUCCUGCCGAGUCAGCGGGGGGGUUAAAGGCCACGGUAGCAGAGGAGGUGGGGUCGGGUGUCUGUCUGGUCAGAGCUGUGUACCAAUCAGGGAGGAGCAGUGUUUCAUCCGACCGUGUCUGGGUCAGGGGGAGUGCCACCCCUCCUCUCCACCGCCCAACAAAUGCCACCCCAGCUCCGGUUACCACGACAACAGCUGUGCUAACGUAACACUUACGUUCACCAAAGAGACCAUGCCCAGGGGUCUGAGUAUUGAGGCAGUGUGUAAGCAGCUGAGACAACUGUACGUGGUCAAGAAUGUGUCCUCUGAGUAUUCUGUUUCCAUAACCUGUGACCCUUCAACCUCCGCCAGCAACGAGAUCCAUCUCAGCAUCUACACAGUGGACCAGUGGAUGGACAGAUCACCUAUAAAGGAGAUAACAGAGAGGAUCAUCGAUCUGGUGUCUAAACGCCAUAGCAACAACAGCAUCAUCACCGCCAUUGCCAAGGUCAGAGUGCAGCGGACGCCGAGCACUAGCCACACCGACUACAUGGUCCCCCUCCUCUCUUCAGUCUUCAUCGUCUUGUGGAUCCUGGUGCUGGUCUCCGUCUUCCUGUACUGCAUGCGUCGCCGGCGGAAACAUGGCAACGGAGCCUCGUCGUCCGCGGCGACAGAUGACAACACCACCAACAACGUCCGCGAGCAGCUCAACCAGAUCAAGAAUCCCAUCAACGUGAAACACGCCAGCAGCGGCCAUCUUACAAUGUCGGUGGUCAUCAAAGACUACGAGGAUAAAAACUUGAUCGUCGCCAAGGUACGAACACACCACCGCCCUGAGGGGGAGGAGGACGACGAUAAAGAGAGACAGCUAGGGAAUAAAGGACGCUUUGUGGUUACAGCCAAACAGCCUGCCUACACACUGGUGGAGCGGGAGGAUCAGGGCCUCAAUGGAGGCCUGGGGGCCAACGGGCCCAGCGACGGGGACGUCAGGACCGCGGUGCAGCCCAGCGACGGGGACGUCGGGACCGCGGUGCAGCACCGCUCCAAACACCCUAACUGGAUUAAUAAACAGGACAACAGAGCCCUGGAGACGCCACACAGUAUCAACCAGAUGGACUACAACAGAGCCCUGGAGACGGCACACAGCAUCAACCAGAUGGACUACAACAGAGCCCUGGAGACGGCACACAGCAUCAACAGGAUGGACUACAUCGUAUAGCAGGAAAUUAUAUAGCAGGAGGCAGGAAGUAGCAUGUAAACCCUGUGUAAAGAAUUCCCCCUUCCUGGACGUUAUGGUCAUCCCGGCAAGGUGGUUCUUCUGAUACGCUGUGUUGACACUGUUUUCGUGCAACCAUUGACCUUAGUGAAGAGGACCAGGGGGAGUGUUCUGGGAUUUGUAGUUCCUAAACUGCUGCGUCAUUAUCCUGUGACUACAAGGUUUGUUGUUUGGAUGAAUUAAUCCAUGGCUGCAUCAGAUGUGGUACCCUAUUCCCUGUGUAGUGCACUACUUUUGACCAGGGCCCUAUGGGUUUGAUGCACAAUGUAGGUAUUAGAGUGCCAUUUGGGACAUUUCCCAUGACUGUUAAUUUAAGUUUGGACAAGCUGGCUACACUGGCAGAAAAUGUUGACGUGGUUGGCUGGAGAACCAGGUGCUGUGUUUUCAUAUUUCAACACUUAUUACCUAAUAUUAUUACCUAAUAUUAUGACCUAAUAAUAAGUGCACUACUUUUGACCAGCGCCCAUAGGGCUCCCUCCCAUAGGGCUCCCUCGCGUAGGGCUCCCUCGCGUAGGGCUCCCUCGCGUAGGGCUCCCUCGCGUAGGGCUCCCUCGCGUAGUGCUCCCUCGCGUAGUGCUCCCUCGCGUAGUGCUCCUCCCACAGGGCUCCCUCCCACAGGGCUCCCUCCCACAGGGCUCCCUCCCACAGGGCUCCCUCCCACAGGGCUCCCUCCCACAGGGCUCCCUCCCACAGGGCUCCCUCCCACAGGGCUCCUCCCACAGGGCUCCCUCCCACAGGGCUCCUCCCAUAGGGAGGUUUGGUUUUCUGCAAAGUCACUGUUCAGUUAGUGGAUGUUGUUGGAAGGCCUCCCUUUCCUCUUGUGGUUUUCUGCAAAGUCAUUGCAAAAUAGUCUAAAGAAUGAAACAUUUAAGUUAGCGACAGCACAGUAUAUUUUGUAUUUGUGAGUUUUCCAUCUGUUGGUUUACAACUAGCUCUGUCUUUGUGAAAAUGUAUUUUUAGCUUCCUACUACAUCAACCAAACAAAUCCAUCUUGAUUUACAUGGAUUAUAAUUUGUUUGUGGUGGGCGGGGCGAGGCCAGUAUUACUGGCACUAUGAAGAAUGUCCAUGUCAAUCUAGAACGUGUAGCUAUGUACAUUUAUUAAUCAUUGUGUAUAUUUGAUUUAAUAACUUAAGAAUAAUCAAGAGCCUAAAGAUAUAUAUUUCCCUUUUUAUUUAUACGUUCUGUCUCUAGAUGUUGAAGGUUUCGGUAGCUUUGUAAGUUUCCAUUUCAUUUUGAUUUACAUUUUUAUUUUAUGAAACGUCAGAGGAAGAAGAAAAUAAGUCCUUUUCUAAGAAAAAGUAAUUCCCUGUUUAUUGGUUGUUGUUUUUUUUUUAAAUAAUGAUUUCAGAUGUUUUCAAAUAUCCAUUUUGCCAAGACUUUGCAGGUUAGGGGGGUGAUGUAAUAAAAAACAAGACUGGUUGCUUUGUUAUAAAUUCUAAACGAUGCUGCCAGACAUAUUGUUUGUCAUGAAAACACAAACCGCCUUUAGCAGCAUCUAACUCAUAAUCCCAUAAUCCACAGAUGAUCAAAGCACAAAAAAAAGAGUGUAUCACAUUCUCACAAAACAAUAUCUGACAACUUAGGGGAGAGUUGGGUAAAUCAAGCCUUUUGUUGUUGUUGUUACAUUCAUCAUCACUCCGUCAAGGAAAUAUAGUAUUCUUUCUAACAAAGAUCUACAUAUAUUUCAGGAUGUUGUGUAUCCCUGGAAAUAAUCAGAAUGCAUGUAGAAAUUACAGGCCAUUGAAAAGAUGGCUUGUUAAAAAUAAACAGUGGUCUCUUGGCACAAUUUAUCCUGGGAAGAAAAUAACCCAAGGCAGACAUUUCUACUAUAUUUGUCCAUGCAGCUACAAGGAUGCACUUUUUAUGCUAGGUUCAGGACCUCAUACUGAAGAUGAAAGAGACCCCAGCUGAUAUAUAGAACAAUCUUUAAAUAUACUUUGGUUUAGAUACAAGCAUCGUGAAAUUAAUUUGACUUGGCGGAAAAUAUGUUUAUUGGACCUGAUUUGUUCAUCCACUUCUCCAUGUGGUUUCUUCCUUCACUGAGUCCGUGAAAUUAUACAUAUUUGGUCAACUGAUACGUUUUCUGUAUGGUUUCCUAGAAAGAAGGGUGGCUCAACUUACCCUACUCUCCCCUAUGGCAAAUCACACAACAAUGUCUACUGGAACAGUAGGGGGGGUCAAUAGUCUAGCCUCUAGUCUAGUCCCAGAUCUGUUGGCGCUGUCUUGUCAUGUCCAUUGCUAUGACUGCUUGGGAAGAUGUUGGGAAGACUACACAAACAGAUCUGGGACUCGAGCUAUGGCAGCGUUUCCCAAACGUAGUGCUGUCGACCCCAAGAGGUGCAUGUUUAUGGUUUUUGCUCUUAGCUCUACACAUUUGAUUCAAAACUCAUCUUUGAUUAUUAGAAUCAGCUGUGUAGAACAAAGCCAAAAGAUGCACCUCUUGGGGUCUCCAGGACGGGGGAAACGGGAACACUACAGGAUCACGUAAACACGUAUUUCCUUCUCUCUGCUCAGCGCUGUGGGAGACUGUUGUUUUUGUUUCUGUUUUUACUUGUUAUUUUAAACUAUAGAAAGGCUCUUUGAAAGAAGACAUGUUUUUUUAUUUCUCAGAUGUUAGUACUUUAUGACAUCAUGGAAACAUUAAUUUAGUGGUUCCUCUCUUGUUAUGGAUUUUAGAUUGUAUUUGUGUUGAUGAUGUUGCAAUGUUUUUAAAGGGUUUUGUUAUUUUGAAAAAGGUCAAUAUUUAUGAAAUAUUUUGUAUGAAAAGAGAUAAUAAAACAGUCCCUGUUCUGGA